Candidozyma pseudohaemuli is the source of this 1800-nucleotide messenger RNA. RefSeq lists its product as uncharacterized. Bases 1 to 1800 code for a protein of 599 amino acids. The record is from RefSeq and is a predicted model, not a curated record. The transcript has a single exon. Lineage: Eukaryota; Fungi; Ascomycota; Pichiomycetes; Serinales; Metschnikowiaceae.
AUGCUCACAUACGACUGGACUGACCUUAAGAUGCCCUUACAAAUAGAAGAAAAAUGUUUCCUUAAUGUUGGUGAGGAGAAGGUAUCAUUUCCCGUUUCCUGUUCCCCCGUUACCUAUCUCAUUAAUGGAUUCAACCCAGGCUUGAACACGGACUCGGUCUAUCACCUCAACGACAAACAUUCAAUCUCGUUGAGAGCGAAGUUUCGAAACGGUCGAUUUUCUGCAGACGAUCACACUUAUCCAUUUAUGUAUUCGGGUCAGCUUAUCCCCACUAGUAUCCGCUUAGAUUUGAGUUUUCUGGGUCACGAUGGCUUUGAAAGCACCUCCGACAACAUUUUCAUCAUCACAAAGGUACGGGUCGAGCUACAAGAAUUCAGUAUCGUACCAAGUUUAGACUCUGUUAUAAGUGACGUUCGCUCCGUUGUUCUCUUAGAGAAAAAGGCGUACAGGGCAAUGUGUCUAUCAACACAACCAUCUGUCAUCCUUGGUGAAGUUUGGGACUGUAACUUACCAGAUCUUGGCCCGACAUUUUACACUCAUGAUUUCAUCAGAAGCUACGCCUUGAAGGUUUCUUUGACAAUAGCACAUAAGGAGUUUCCGGACACGACCGUUUCUGCAUUCAUUGAGUUCAACAUUGCAUCGAGAGUGGAGGAAUCUAUAAAAGAAAUGGACAAGCCUUUUGCGCCUCAAAGUUUCCCUGGAUGUAUUGUUAAACAAGGGACCUUCGAUCUUUUCCUUGAAGACUCGUCAGCUCUCAGUUUGGCUCACGCCGAGAGACCCCGAAAAACUUCGCAAGAUAGCUUCCAGCGAUACAUCAUUCUGUACGAAAGCAAAGAAGAUGUGACUUGCAAUGUCUAUGCGAAAGAGAGCAAGGGCUCCUUUGAUGAUGUCUCAUACCUCUCUGGGAAGAAAACCCCGAAGGGCCUCGAUAAGACCUGCAAUGUAUUGGAAAAAGAGAUUACCUACAGCCUGGAUGAAGAGACAAGCCCUCAUCUUAGUAUGUUCAAACGAGUAGCUUCAAAGAUUCGGAACUGUUUAGCUCGUCAGAAACCUCUGACGAGUUCGUCGAAAUGCUUUGACAGAGCUUCUUCGAGAAGCUCUCCGAUUUUGUACUCAGCUUCAGGUGAUGUGGAGUCAGAAGCCUCAAUAUCACAGUGUAUUGUUCCUGCUGAACGGGUUGAAAAAGAGACCUCUUUGCGGCCGAUCUCAGAUCUCCGCAAACUGUACCCAAUACAAACGUUUUGUGUGGGUGUCGAGAAAGUGCCUCUACUAAUUGAUGUUACAAUCAAUUACAAUAAAUACAUUUCACCUUCACCUUUGGACAAAAUUGGCUCCGUUGUUAAAGUGAGGCCGGGUACAAAGCUUGCUAGGAUCCUUCAAAUCCGCGCCAUGGUUGCCAGAAGCUCCUAUUAUAGGAUCCAAGAAAGUGUCCAGGCUGAAGUUCAAUUUGAGAGCCUCGAAGUAGUUUUCGAAGAGACAAAUUACAGAAAUAUGGAGCAAACAACCAAAGAGACGCUUUUGCUUGAUUCUAAAUGCCUCCCAGUCGUUGCCUUGAGUUGCUUUGAUGAAAACCUCUUUUAUGCUCCCGCCAAUGCUUUUAAGUUCCCGCAACAUCUAUUUGGAAACAGCGAGAUCCCUCUUGAUGUUCAACCCACUCGUGUCACUCCAGAGCAUGCACGAGUGUAUAGAUUACGAGGCCGUUUGCUGUUCUCGUCACAAGGCUGUACACACACAGCGUACUGGCACGAAAACAUAUAUAUCGCCCCUCCCGACCAUGACCCAAAGGUUAUCAACCUAUGA